AUGCUGGGCACCCUGCUCGAGGGCACGCUCAAGUAUGAAGAGGCGCGACUCCCAAGAGUCGACAUGGACGAUCGAUCGGGCCCUGGAAGGCGCAUACCAUCUGGGGUACGAGUUAGCGGACGCGCCAACCAAGAGGCAUCAAUACAAACCUCCAUUGCGCGCUGCCUGCAGCAUCAACAGAAUCUGGUGGUCAUCGAGAUGUUUCAGGGCAUUGAUGUGAUCAAUGACCUGCGGAUUAAAGGUGCUUUGGCCAGAGUGUCGUGGUGA
Molecule: messenger RNA, 267 nt
Organism: Parastagonospora nodorum SN15
Lineage: Eukaryota; Fungi; Ascomycota; Dothideomycetes; Pleosporales; Phaeosphaeriaceae
Exons: 1
Coding region: 1-267 (88 amino acids)
Source: RefSeq, a predicted model, not a curated record